GAUUUUUUUAUUAGAAUUAAGUUCCUGAAACUUCAACUUCAAUUCUCUCGUUCUUCUUCUCCAUCUUCAACUUACCACCCCCACACUCAAAACGACACCGUUUUCUUCAAUGGUUAAGGGUUUGCACAGCCAAAACCUUCCCGCCGAUGUAGCACAGGUCGUUGAUCAGCUUGAGCGCCACUGCUUGGCUCCUGAUGGAUCUCUCAUUUCCAAACCUCUCUAUAACGAUCUGCAACUUGCUAGAGAGGAAAUGUGUAGGGAAAGACUUCGUUACUUAGAAGCCAUGGCUAUAUAUUCCGAGGCUAUUGCAAUGGUAGAAGAGUAUCAUCAAGCCAUUUCUGUGUCUAGCAUUGGAGGAAUUAGAGAUACUGGAGGUCUUUAUCCGCAGUUCGGUUUGAGGAACUCUCCUCAGGUUUAUCAAACAUUAGAACAUCAAAUGGUUGUCGCUGAAGCGGCUCAACGAUUGAGACUACCUCUUAUUUCCAAAGAUGGAGAAGUUCGUGAUGAAGAAAUUGAAAAGCUAAGUGUAGUGUCUCGAAGCUCCCUUGACAGUACUAACACCAGUGGCGUGAUCAACUCAAGCAUGAAUUCUUCUAAUUAUACCACUCCAAGCAGCUCUAUUAGUGGGGUUAAUUAUUCUCUUUCUUCUAUGGAUCCAACGGAACCUGGAGUUGGCGGUGUUCCGAAUCGUUUUCUUGGAAUUACACCUGCUUAUCUGUGGCAAACCCAGCAUCAACAAACACCAUUAUCUGUGGAUAUGACAGAAUAUCGCAUGUCUCUCUCGCGUGAAGUAGAUGCUCGCUUGAAAAUGAAAUGCGAUAAGUUAUCAAAUGCCUUUAUAUUGGAUGACAAUGAUUCAUCAUCAUCUGGAAGUCAAAGUUCAACUUCACGGCUUCCUGAAAGGGUGAAGUUGUUGAUUGAGGAGAUUGAAAGAGAAGAAACAGCACUGAGGGAUGACCUUUAUUCUGCAGAUAGAAAAUUUGCUGAAUAUUAUAAUGUAUUGGAGCAGAUACUUGGGGUGCUCAUUAAACUUGUCAAAGAUUUGAAGUUGGAUCAUCAACAUAAAUAUGAUGAGUUGCAGAAAACAUGGCUUUGUAAAAGAUGUGAGACCAUGAGUGCAAAAUUGAGGGUUCUAGAAAAUGUUCUCCUCCUCGGAACGUACACAAAGGAGUCUAUACCUGCCCUUCAUAAGAUUAGGAAGUAUCUCGUUGAGGCCACUGAAGAGGCUUCUAUUGCAUAUAACAAAGCGGUUACUCGUCUGCGUGAGUACCAAGGUGUCGAUCCUCACUUUGACGACAUUGCAAGACAGUACCAUGACAUUGUAAAGAAAUUGGAGAACAUGCAAUGGACAAUCGACCAAGUUGAAAUGGAUUUGAAGCGUAUGUCGGAUAGUGCUACGACAUAGAAGUUUUAUGUUGUGUUCAUUUUAACACAGUUUGGUUGUGUAUAUGUGAAUGAAUGGUGUGCAAGGAAUGAUCUCUCUCUCUCUCUUAACCCUGCAUUUGUUUUGUUACUAAUUAUGAUAGAAAUUUGAAACUUCAUUCUAUAUA
Molecule: messenger RNA, 1550 nt
Organism: Trifolium pratense (red clover)
Lineage: Eukaryota; Viridiplantae; Streptophyta; Magnoliopsida; Fabales; Fabaceae
Product: AUGMIN subunit 4-like
Exons: 13
Coding region: 110-1405 (431 amino acids)
Biological process (GO): spindle assembly
Cellular component (GO): HAUS complex
Molecular function (GO): microtubule minus-end binding
Source: RefSeq, a predicted model, not a curated record